AGAGAGAGAUUAUAAUUUUAAGGUUUUAACAUUUUUAUUUCUGACUUUAUGACAAAUGAAGCGGUCAAGGUCAACGGAUACACAUGCAAGGACUCGACACAAGUAACACCCGAACACUUUUACUUUCAAGGCUUAGCCACCGCCGCAGCUGCCUCAAACACAAGCACCGGGGCCGUUGUAACCGGAGCCACCGUGGAGAAGUUACCAGGACUCAACACUCUCGGUCUCUCCAUGUCACGCAUUGACUACGCACCAAACGGCCUUAACCCACCGCACAUUCACCCACGUGCUUCCGAGAUCAUCUUUGUCCUAGAGGGUCAGCUCUACGUCGGCUUCGUAACAACCGCUGGAAAACUCGUGGCCAAGUACAUCAACAAAGGAGAUGUUUUCGUUUUCCCCAAAGGACUUCUCCAUUUUCAGAAGAACAUUGCUAAGUCGGCCCCUGCCUCUGUAAUAGCAGCUUUUGAUAGCCAGUUGCCUGGAACACAGUCACUAGUGUCCUCUCUCUUUGGAGCUCUUCCUGAAGACAUUCUUGUUAAGUCAUUCCAGUUCAAACCAAAACAAGUUAAGAGGAUCAAGUCCAGAUACCAACCCAAGAAAUGAAAAAACUAUUUUUUUUUUCUUUUUUUUUGUGGUGAUAAUGUAUUGUAAUAAAAAUCUUUUUAUAUGAACUUGACCAAUUCAUUAGUCUUCACAGACCCUUGGAGAUUAAGAACACCAGAUAAUAAGUAAAGAACUCUCUCUGAUCUUACUGAAAUCUCAACGUUUACAGAAAC
This is a messenger RNA of Brassica rapa (field mustard), 776 nucleotides long. RefSeq names its product probable germin-like protein subfamily 2 member 5. Lineage: Eukaryota; Viridiplantae; Streptophyta; Magnoliopsida; Brassicales; Brassicaceae. Gene Ontology annotation, molecular function: manganese ion binding. The record is from RefSeq and is a predicted model, not a curated record.